Messenger RNA from Lates calcarifer (barramundi perch), 15046 nucleotides. RefSeq names its product WD repeat and FYVE domain containing 3 (gene wdfy3). The coding region runs from base 503 to 11212 and encodes 3569 amino acids. The transcript has 67 exons. Lineage: Eukaryota; Metazoa; Chordata; Actinopteri; Centropomidae. The record is from RefSeq and is a predicted model, not a curated record. Gene Ontology annotation, molecular function: protein binding; metal ion binding.
GUUAAUGUGAACUCAGUGUGCCUGGACGUACAUAACAGCAACUAAAUCCCCAUAAGAUGAAUUUUUAAUGGUGCUUGCUACUGUGGCUUAUGCAUGCCCCUUCCCCCCCUUUUUCUGGUCUAAAUGGUAUGUUCCUCUCAGUGUGACGGCCAUAGUCCCCCAGCACCACCACCACCACACCACCUCCCCUCCUCCUCCUCCUCCUCUUCCUCCAAAGCCCUGUACACCCCACCCGGUGUCAGGGGGGAUCAGCUGUGCCAGUCCCGGCAGGCCACACACACACAGAGCGCUGGCUGGCAAACAAAGCCCCUGGCACUGCCAAUGAAGACAAGCCAUGCCUCCGCGCUUAGCCUCUCCUCUUCUCACGCCGCCGUGAGGGGAAGGCAUGACACCAUUGUCGUCGGGUUGCCAUAUCAGAGAGACGACAGUUUUUUGAGGGAGAGGAGACGGUCUUGGUUUACAGUGGAAUAUUUUUCUCCUCUUAUGCUGCUGAUGAGUUGAGAUGCUCGCGGAGCGAAGAGAGAACAGCAGGGCUGCCUUUGCCCUGACAAAGCCGCUCAAGAUGAACAUGGUGAAGAGGAUCAUGGGGCGGCCGAGGCAGGAGGAGUGCAGCCCCCAGGACAACGCGCUGGGCCUGAUGCACCUGCGACGCCUGUUCUCAGAACUGUGCCACCCUCCUCGCCACAUGACCCAGAAGGAGCAGGAGGAGAAGCUCUAUAUGAUGCUUCCUGUGUUUAACAGGGUCUUUGGGAAUGCUCCGCCCAGCAGCAUGACGGAGAAGUUCUCCGACCUGCUGCAGUUCACCACCCAGGUCUCGAGGCUCAUGGUGACUGAGAUCAGACGAAGAGCCUCCAAUAAAUCAACAGAGGCAGCCAGUCGAGCCAUAGUCCAGUUCCUGGAGGUGAACCAGAGUGAGGAGGCGAGUCGCGGCUGGAUGCUUCUGACCACCAUCAACCUGUUGGCCUCCUCCGGACAGAAAACGGUGGACUGCAUGACGACCAUGUCCGUACCCUCCACGCUGGUCAAAUGUCUCUACCUGUUCUUCGACCUGCCCCACAUGGCCGAGGCCCCGGUGGGCCCCACCCCGCAGCCGCCGCCCCCACCGCCGCCCACACAGGAGAAGACCCCAGGCCAGGGCCACACCCAGCCGGAGCUGCCCCUGGCCGAUCGCAGGGCACUGCUACAGAAAGUCUUUGUCCAGAUCCUGGUGAAGCUCUGCACCUUCGUGUCUCCGGCGGAGGAGCUGGCCCAAAAGGACGACCUCCAGCUGCUGUUCAGUGCCAUCACCUCCUGGUGCCCCCCCCACAACCUGCCGUGGAGGAGGAGUGCCGGCGAGGUGCUCACCACCAUCUCCCGACACGGCCUCAGUGUCAACGUGGUCAAAUACAUACAUGAGAAGGAAUGCCUGUCCACAUGUGUUCAGAACAUGCAGCAGUCUGAUGAUCUCUCCCCUCUGGAGAUUGUCGAGAUGUUCGCCGGCCUCUCCUGCUUUCUCAAAGACUCCAGCGACGUUUCACAGACCCUGCUGGAUGAUUUCCGGAUGUGCCAGGGUUACGCCUUCCUCUGCGACCUCAUGCUCAGACUGGAACAGGCUAAGGAAGACGAAUCAAAAGAUGCACUGAAGGACCUGGUGAACCUGGUCACCUGUCUCACCACGUACGGGGUGACGGAGCUGAAACCUGCUGGCCUGACAACCGGAGCCCCCUUCCUGCUGCCUGGCUUCGUUCUUCCACAGCCUUCUGGGAAAGGCCACACAGUGCGUAAUAUCCAGGCCUUCGCGGUGCUUCAGAACGCCUUUCUGCGGGCUAAAACAAGCCGCCUGGCCUGUAUGCUACUGGACGCCAUUGGGAACAUCUACGCAGCCGAGCCGGCCAACUACUUCAUCCUGGAGUCGCAGCACACCCUGUCGCAGUUUGCGGAGCGCGUGGCCAAGCUCCCCGAGGCCCAGGCCAAGUACUUUGAGCUGCUGGAGUUUGUCGUCUUCAGCCUCAACUACGUGCCGUGCAAGGAGCUGUUCAGCGUCAGCGUGCUGCUCAAGUCGAGCACGUCGCACGCCUGCAGCAUCACGGCCGUCCGGACGCUGCUGAAGCUGGCCAGGCACGACCCGGUGUUCAGCGACGUGCUGCGGGAGGUCGGCCUGCUGGAGGUGCUGGUCAACCUGCUGCACAAGUAUGCUGCCUUGCUUAAAGACCCGGCCACGCAGCAACAACCACACAAUAAUGACCAAGCUGACUGUAAAAACAACACAGUAGCAGAGGAGCAGAAGCAGUUGGCCUGGCUAGUGAUGGAGACACUGACUGUGCUGCUGCAGGGCUCCAACACCACCAACACUAACGCAGCCCUUUUCAGAGAGUUCGGCGGCGCUCGCUGUGUUCACAACAUCGUGAAGUACCGUCAGUGUCGGGAACACGCCCUGCUCAUCAUCCAGCAGCUCGUCCUGUCGCCCAGCGGUGACGACGACAUGGGGACCCUGCUGGGCCUGAUGCACUCUGCACCGUCCAGUGAACUACAGCUGAAGACAGACAUACUGAGGGCUUUGUUGGCAGUGUUGCGCGAGAGUCACCGCACCCGGACGGUUUUCCGCAAGGUGGGCGGCUUCGUCUACGUCACCUCUCUGCUGGUGGCCAUGGAGCGCUCGCUGUGCCAGCCGCCGCGACACGGCUGGGAGCGCGUCAACCAGAACCAAGUGUUCGAGCUCCUGCACACCGUCUUCUGCACGCUCACCGCCGCCAUGCGCUACGAGCCCGCCAACUCACACUUCUUCCGCACGGAGAUCCAGUUCGAGAAGCUGGCUGAUGCUGUGAGGCUGCUGGGCUGUUUCUCAGACAUGAAGAAGCUCGGUCCCACGGCCGUGUUCCCCUCAAACGCUCAGCCUUUCCAGAGGCUGCUGGAGGAUGAGGCUGCCCCUGGAGGCUGCGCAGGAGACAGCGUCUGUCCCACACUCAAACACUGCAGCAAGCUCUUCAUCUACCUGUACAAGAUGGCCACCGACUCUUUUGACAGUCGUGCGGAGCAGGUGCCUCCCUGCCUGACUCAUGAGACCUCGCUGCCCUCGCCGUGGGGCACGCCAGCACUCGCCAGGAAGAGACAAGGCUACUAUGGUAUGUCGGGCCCCCCUGCCCCAGUCAAAGCCCUCACAGACCUGAAACUCCACCUAACCAACCCCUCCCACCCCGCCGCCUCCUCGUCUUCGUCCGACAUGGUGGUCAUUCACGCGGGGGCCGUCCUGGCCAUGCUGGACCUGCUGCCCUCUGUCUCCUCCGACAGCCAGCCAGAGCAUGCUCUCGACCUGCAGCUGGCGGUGGCCAACAUCCUCCAGCUCCUGGUGAACAGCGAGAGGAACCAGCAGGUGUUGUGUGAAGCCUGCCUCCACCAGCGGCUGCUGCAGCGCUGCAGUCAGGCCCUGGGCGAUGAGGACCACCCGCUGCACCCGCCGCUGCAGAGGAUGUUUGAGAGGCUGGCCUCGCAGGCCCUGCAGCCGAUGGCACUCAGGGAGUUCUUACGUCUCGGAAACCCUCUGAACUGUGGCGCCUGGGACAAGAAGCUACUGAAGCAGUACAGAGUCCACAAACCGAGCUCUCUCAGCUACGACGUGGAGAUGAGAAACAGUAUGACCAUGUCCAUGGAGGGCUUCGGCCCCGACAGCGUCUUCGCCACCCCAGCGGAGGAUAACGGCCAGUACCGCAUCAGCCGCAGCCUGGUGCGCUCCGCCGAGGGCAGCACCGUACCUCUCACCCGAGUCAAGUGCCUGGUGUCCAUGACAACACCCCAUGACAUCCGCCUACACGGAUCGGCCGUCACGCCUGCGUUUGUGGAGUUUGACACCUCGCUGGAGGGCUUCGGGUGCUUGUUUCUGCCCAGUCUGGCGCCGCACAAUGCUCCCACCAACAACACCAACGCCUCAGGUGUCAGCGAUGGAGCAGUGCUGAGUGGGAUGGGUACAGGAGAGCGUUUGUUUCCUCCUCCGUCAGGCCUGAGCUACUCCACCUGGUUUUGCGUCGAGCGUUUCAGCGCGGCUCCUCAGGCCCACCCGGUGCGGCUGCUGACAGUCGUCCGUCGGGCCACGUCCUCGGAGCAGCACUACGUCUGCCUGGCCGUGGUGCUGUCGGCCAAAGACCGCUCGCUAACCGUCUCCACCAAGGAAGAGCUGCUGCAGACUUACUCGGAUGAGUCGAGCGAAGAAGCCUCCUUCUAUGAGAUCUUGCCCUGCUGCGCUCGCUUCCGCUGCGGCGAGCUGAUCGCUGAGGGCCAGUGGCACCACCUGGUGCUGGUGAUGAGCAAAGGCAUGCUGAAGAACAGCAUGGCCACGCUCUACAUCGACGGCCAGCUCAUCAACACUGUCAAGCUUCACUACGUCCACAGUGCUCCGGGCGGCUCCGGCUCCACCAACCCUCCCGUCUUGAGCACAGUGUACGGGUAUGUGGGGACGCCGCCGGCCCAGCGCCAGCUCUCCAGCCUGGUGUGGCGUCUGGGGCCCAGCCACUUUCUGGAGGAGGUCCUCCCUGCCACCAGCGUCGCUGCCAUCUUUGAACUGGGACCCAACUACGUGGGCAGCUUUCAGGCUGUCUACCUGCCCUGUAAAGACUCGAAGACAGAGGUGGCACCUGCCUCUCCGGUGGCGCUCGUACCAGAGGAGAAGGUGUCCUUCAGUCUCUAUGCUCUCUCUGUGUCUACACUCACUGUGGCCAAGAUCAGGAAAGUUUACAACAAACUGGACAGCAAAGCCAUCGCCAAACAGCUCGCCGUGUCCUCUCAUGAAAACGCCACUCCGGUCAAACUGAUUCAUAACGCCGCCGGCCACCUCAACGGACCGGCCCGGACCAUUGGAGCUGCUGUCAUCGGAUAUUUAGGUGUCCGUGCCUUUGUGCCCAAGCCUGUGGCCACCAACUUACAGUAUGUAGGUGGGGCGGCGGCCAUCUUGGGCCUGGUUGCCAUGGCGUCAGACGUGGAGGGGCUGUACGCGGCUGUCAAAGCUUUGGUGUGUGUUGUAAAAAGCAACCCGCUGGCCAGUAAGGAGAUGGAGCGCAUCAAAGGCUACCAGCUGCUGGCGAUGCUGCUGAAGAAGAAGCGCUCGCUGCUCAACAGCCACAUCCUCCACCUCACCUUCUCACUGGUGGGAACAGUCGACAGCGGCCACGAGACCUCCAUCAUCCCCAACUCCACCGCCUUCCAGGACCUGCUCUGUGACUUCGAGGUCUGGCUCCACGCUCCCUACGAGCUCCAUCUGUCUCUGUUCGAGCAUUUCAUCGAGCUGCUGACAGAAUCCAGUGAGGCAGCUAAAAAUGCCAAACUGCUGAGGGAGUUUCAGCUGAUCCCAAGGCUGCUGCUGACCCUGAGAGACACCUCACUGUCGCAGCCCACCGUAGCUGCAAUCAGCAACGUGCUCAGUCUGCUGCUGCAGGGCUUCCCCAACCCGUAUGACCUGCUGCGGUUCGGCCAGUUCAUCUCCUCCACUCUUCCCACAUUUGCUGUGUGUGAGAAGUUUGUCGUCAUGGAAAUCAAUAACGAGGAGAAGAUUGACGGAGCUAACGAUGAUGAUUUCGGUGGUCUGCUGUCAGCCAAUCUGAUUCUGCUGAGAAACCGACUGUUGGACAACCUGCUCAGACUGCUGUUUACGACCAAAGAGAAAUGCUCCGUUAAUGCCCAAGCGUGUGAGGAGCUGGUGCGGACGCUGGGCUUUGAUUGGCUCCUGAUGUUCAUGGAGGAACAUCUCCACUCGAGCACAGUGACGGCGGCUCUGUGGAUCCUGGUGGUGCUGCUCUCCAACCAGUCCAUCCUCAACCGCUUCAAAGAGGGCCUGUGUGGAGGAGGCUGGCUGGACCACACCGACUCUGUCCUGACCAAUAAGAUCGGCACAGUGCUGGGUUUCAACGUGGGCCGCAGUGCCGGUGGACGCUCCACUUUGCGAGAGAUCAACCGGGACGCUUGCCACUUCCCAGGAUUCCCUGUGCUGCAGACGCUGCUGCCCAAACACACCAACGUGCCCGAGCUCUACUUCCUGCUCAUGGCCCUCUUCCUUCAGCAGCCGGUCACUGAGCUGCCAGACAGCCUGCAGGUACAUUUUGACCUGGACUCCAUCUGGACCUUCAUCUUUGGCAUGCCGGCCUCCAGCGGGACAGUGGUGGGCUCCAUCCACAGUGUGUGCACCGAGGCGGCCUUCCUGCUGCUGGCCAUGCUCCGCAGCAUGCUCAACCUGCCGUGGCAGUCAGAGGAGGAGGGCUCCUGGCUCAGGGAGUACCCCGUCACCCUCAUGCAGUUCUUUAGGUAUCUUUACCACAACGUACCCGACCUGGGACCGAUGUGGCACAGUCCUGAGUUCCUUUGCGCCCUGGCAGCCACCGUCUUCCCUUUCAACAUCAGGCCCUACUCUGAGAUGGUCAGUGAUUUGGACGAUGAAGCUGGUUCUCCAACCGAGGAGUUCAAGGCCUUCGCCGGGGACUCCGGUAUGAACCGCAGCCAGUCUGAAUACUGUAACGUGGGCUCCAAGACGUCCCUGACCAACCACCCGGCCAAAAAGUAUGUCUUCGACUUCAUGAGGGUCCUCAUCAUGGACAACCUGUGCAUGACCCCGGCCAGCAAGCAGACGCCCAUCAUCGACCUGCUGCUGGAGGCCUCCCCAGAGCGCUCCACCAGAACUCAGCAGAAGGAGUUUCAGUCAAACAUCCUGGACGGCGUCAUGGAGCAUCUGCUGGCUGCUGACGUCCUGCUAGGUGAAGAUGCCUCCCUGCCCCUCAGCAGCAGCGGCAGUUAUCAGAUCCUGGUCAACAACGUCUUCUACUUCACUCAGCGGGUGGUGGACAAGCUGUGGCAGGGCAUGUUCAACAAGGACUCCAAGCUGGUGGUGGACUUCAUCGUGCAGCUCAUAGGACAGUCUAAGAGGCGCUCCCAGGGUCUCUCCCUCGACACCAUCUACCACUGUCUGAACCGGACGGUGCUCUACCAGCUCUGUCGACCCCACAAGACGGUGGCUCAGCAGGUGGCCCUGCUGGACGCCCUGCGGGUCCUGACCGUCAACCGCAACCUGGUGCUCGGGCCGGGAAACCACGACCAGGACUUUGUGGCCUGCCUGGCUCACUGCUUCAUCUGCCUGCACAGCGGGAGCAGCGUGGAGGGCUUCGGUCUGGAGGCGGAGGCCAGGAUGACAACCUGGCACGUAAUGAUCCCCACGGAAAACGAGGCUGAUGCUACGCACAGCCACGACGUCAGCGAGGGGCGGCAGCUGCUGCUGAAGGCGGUGAACCGCGUGUGGACCGAGCUGAUGCACAGCAAGCGUCAGAUGCUGGAGGACAUCUUCAAAGUGUCCCUGCCCUGUAACGACAGAGGCCACGUGGACAUCGCCACAGCCCGGCCGGCCCUGGAGGAGCCAGCCCUGAAGAGCUGGCAGAACCACCUGGUCCAUGAGAAGAAGUGUAUCAGUCGUGGAGAAGCAGUGGUGCCGGCGACCCAGUCCAAACUGUCCAGAGUCAGCAGCGGCUUCGGUCUCUCCAAGCUGACGGGCGUCCGCCGAAACAAGAAGGAGAACAGCCUGAACAAGAACAGCCUGUCUGCACAGGAGACUUUCCAGUGGAUGUUCACGCACAUCGCUGUUGUUAGAGACCUGGUGGCCAUGCAGUACAAAGAAUAUCAGGAGCGGCAGCAGAACGCCCUCAAGUACGUGACCGAGGAGUGGGCAUCCAUCGAGUACGAGCUCCUGCGUGAACGUGGCCUCUGGGGCCCCCCCAUCGGCUCCCACCUCGACAAGUUUGUGCUGGAGAUGACGGAGGGGCCCUGCCGGAUGAGGAAGAAGAUGGUCCGCAAUGACAUGUUCUACAUCCACUACCCGUACAUCCCCGAGACGGAGACAAACACCAACUCAGCACAGAAGCCUCUGCGUUACCGGCGAGCCAUCAGCUACGACAGUAAGGAGUACUACAUGCGUUUGCUGUCCGGAAACCCCGGCAUGUACCAGCACUCUGUGGAGCACACCACAGAGGGGGAGACCACACAGCACGAGCCCGAGCACGGAGAGGACACCAUCGCCAGAGUCAAAGGUCUGGUGAAGGCUCCUCUGAAGAGGUCUCGGUCCACGGCGGACGGCGCAGACGAGGACAGUCAGGAGCAGCUUCAGGAGCAGCUGUUAGAGUCAGGAGGCCCCGAGGAGGAGCAGAGGACCGACAACACGUCACUGCUGCGCCUCCUGGAGGAGGGAGAGAAGAUCCAGCACAUGUACCGCUGUGCCAGAGUGCAGGGUCUGGACACCAGCGAGGGUCUGCUGCUGUUCGGCAAAGAGCACUUCUACGUCAUCGACGGCUACACCAUGACCGUGUCCAGAGAGAUCAGGGACAUCGACACGCUGCCGCCCAAUUUGCACGAGGCGAUCAUCCCCAGAGGAGCAAGACAAGGCCAGAGCCAGCUGAAGAGAACCUGCAGCAUCUUCGCCUACGAAGACAUCAAGGAGGUGCACAAGAGACGCUACCUGCUGCAGCCCAUGGCAGUGGAAGUCUUCUCAGCAGACGGGAGGAACUACUUGUUGGCCUUCCAGAAAGGGGUCCGCAACAAAGUUUACCAAAGGUUCUUGGCUGUGGUGCCUUCACUGGCCGACAGCUCAGAGUCAGUUUCAGGUCAGAGGCCUAACACCAGCGUUGAACAAGGAUCGGGCCUCCUCAGCACACUGGUUGGUGAGAAGUCAGUGACUCAAAGAUGGGAGCGAGGAGAGAUCAGUAACUUCCAGUACCUGAUGCAUCUAAACACGCUGGCUGGACGCUCCUACAACGACCUGAUGCAGUACCCCGUCUUCCCCUGGAUCCUGGCCGACUAUGACUCAGAGGAGCUGGACCUGAGCAACCCCAAGACUUUCCGUAACCUCGCCAAGCCGAUGGGCGCGCAGACCGACGAUAGACUGACACAGUACAAGAAGCGGUACAAGGACUGGGAAGACCCCAACGGUGAAACCCCAGCCUACCACUACGGCACCCACUACUCAUCAGCCAUGAUCGUAGCCUCGUAUCUGGUCCGAAUGGAGCCCUUCACGCAAAUUUUCCUCAGACUUCAGGGAGGUCAUUUCGACCUGGCUGACAGGAUGUUCCACAGCGUGCGCGAGGCCUGGCUCUCUGCCUCCAAACACAACAUGGCCGACGUCAAGGAGCUCAUCCCCGAGUUCUUCUAUCUGCCGGAGUUCAUGCUCAACUCCAACAACUUCGACCUGGGUGCCAAGCAGAAUGGCACCAAGCUGGGUGACGUGAUCCUGCCACCUUGGGCCAAGGGCGACCCGCGAGAGUUCAUCAGAGUCCACAGAGAGGCUCUGGAGUGCGACUACGUGUCGGCCCACCUCCACGAAUGGAUCGACCUGAUUUUCGGCUACAAGCAGCAGGGUCCGCCGGCCGUGGAGGCGGUCAACGUCUUCCACCACCUGUUCUACGAGGGUCAGGUGGACAUCUACAACAUCAACGACCCGCUCAAAGAGACAGCCACCAUCGGCUUCAUCAACAACUUCGGACAAAUCCCCAAACAGCUGUUUAAGAAGCCCCACCCUCCCAAACGGGUACGCAGCAAAGCCAACGGGGACGUAGCGAGCAUUCCUCCGAGCUCCAACAGCGACAAGAUCUUCUUCCAUCAUCUGGACAAUCUCAGACCUUCUCUAGCACCUGUCAAAGAGCUGAAGGAGCCCGUGGGACAGAUCGUGUGCACAGACAAGGGCAUCCUGGCUGUGGAGCAAAACAAAGUUCUGGUUCCCCCCACCUGGAGCAAGACCUUCGCCUGGGGCUACGCCGACCUCAGCUGCCGUCUGGCUAACUACGAAUCUGACAAGGCGUUGGUGGUUUACGAGUGUCUGUCAGAGUGGGGUCAGAUCCUCUGUGCCAUAUGUCCAAACCCGAAGCUGGUUAUCACCGGUGGCACCAGCACGGCCAUCUGUGUGUGGGAGACGGGAACCUCCAAGGAGAGGGCCAAGUCACUCGUCCUCAAACAGGCUUUACUGGGCCACACAGACGCUGUAACGUGUCUGACGGCGUCGUCGGCGUACCACAUCGUUGUCAGCGGCUCCCGGGAUCGAACCUGCAUCAUCUGGGACCUCAACAAGCUUUCCUUCGUCACACAGCUCAGGGGACACCGGGCGCCCGUCUCUGCUCUGUGUAUCAAUGAACUGACGGGGGACAUCGUCUCCUGUGCAGGAACCUACAUCCACGUGUGGAGCAUUAACGGCAGCCCCAUCGCCAGCGCCAACACCUUCACAGGACGCAGCCAGCAGAUCCUGUGCUGCUGCGUGUCGGAGAUGAACGAGUGGGACACGCAGAACGUCAUCGUCACCGGCCACUCCGAUGGUGUCGUCAGGUUUUGGAGAAUGGAGUUCCUCCAAGUCCCAGAAACCCCUGCUCCAGAACCAGUUGAGCCAGAUGUGCCUGACUGCUGUGGCGAGGAGAAGAUUGAAGGCGGCGAGAGUCACAACGGUGACGACGACAGCAGUGAGUCAGACGGAGACGAGCCCAGUCUGAGCCAGGAGCCCAAAGCGCCGCGCAACCCCUCGACAGGUGGAGGCAGUCAGCCAGGCAGCACCGUCCACAGACCCAGAGGUCCCUCAGCCCGAACUGGAGCGUCCUGGUCGAUGGACAGCGGCUCUGACGACUCUCACCGCUGGUCAGACACCCUCAGCAUCGACGAGAAGGACGGCUUCGUGUUCGUCAACUACUCUGAGGGCCAAACCAAAGGCCCUCACCCUCAUCCAGCUCACCCAGGACAGAGCUCAGUUCCUCAGCCUCUCCAGCCCUCCACCAUGGAGGCACGGACGUAUAACCAGCUCAGGGCAGGCUACAGAUGGGAGCGCCAGCUGGUCUUCCGGAGCAAACUCACCAUGCACACAGCGUUUGAUCGCAAGGACAAUGCUCACCCAGCAGAGAUCUCCUCCCUCGCCAUCUCCAAGGACCACAGUAAGAUCCUGGUGGGCGACGGGCGCGGCCGGGUCUUCAGCUGGUCGGUCAGUGACCAGCCGGGCCGUUCGGCGGCCGAUCACUGGGUGAAGGACGAGGUGGUCGACAGCUGCUCCGGCUGCACGGUUCGAUUCUCCCUCACUGAGCGACGCCACCACUGCAGGAACUGCGGUCAGCUCUUCUGCCAGAAGUGCAGUCGUUUCCAAUCAGAGAUCAAGAGGCUGAAGAUCUCGUCACCGGUGCGAGUUUGUCAGAACUGUUAUUACAACCUGCAACACGAGCGAAGCGUCGAGGACGGCUGCAGAAACUGAGCUUCACCUCCACCUGCCGCCAUCAAGAGAAACACCUCCCCUUGAGGACUCCUACCUGAGGAGCAUUCCAUUCCUCCAUCUUGCCUUGUUGUUCCCUCAGCACCUCCCACAUAACCCCAAACUCUCUCUUCCUCAAAACCACCUUUACCCCCUUCGUUUGUACAGUAACCACAUGUACUGUAACACACUGACAGACUGUAACAGGAGGGAAUGUCGGCUGUUUCAUCAUCGUGACGGUAAAACUCAGCAGAGGAGACACGGAAAAGAUGUGGAUAACAGAUUCGAAAGGAAAUGAAAAAAACUCAAUCACCACUUCACCACCUGCACUCGUCACCUGGAGGAAAAAAAAAAAAAAGCAAAACCACGCUCGACGCGGCACGCUUGAGUCAAUCACCUGCCAUUGUUGCUCUGAGAUCAAGAACAGGAAAAACUGCUUCCUCUUUCACUGCAAGAUAUAACAAAAACUUGUUUAUAGUGUAAAUACUUACCAUGGCCUUUUUAACUCUAAGAGGAACAAACGGAACAAAAAAUAAGGUCAAUGAGAAAAAAAACAAACAGAAACAAAACAAAUUGCCUGUAACAUAGCGAUGUGACUAACCACUCCUGGCUUUAAAAAAAAAAAGAAGAAAAAAAUCGAUUGUGUGUAGUCUGCGUCACGAGUCACGGCAAGUUCAGAGGAAUAACACGGAGGGGAGGGAGGGAUAUGAAUGUCAAUAUUAAUGUCUGUGGGUUGAAUUUACUAGUGGGUCUAGUUAUGCAAAAUUACUUAUUUUCUUUAUAAUUUUUUGUUGUUGUUGUUUACAAAAAUGUGAUUUAUUUUGUGAGUGUGCGUUGCCCACAGUGUCAAGCCAUCACCAUCAGAGAGAUUUAUUAUCAGAUCGUCUUUUCCUUUUAUUUUUUGCCAAAUUGUAUCAAUUAUGAUGAUUUUUUGAAAAUAACCUAUCAUCUAUUCUGUCCUUUAUAUGAAUUCCUAUUUGGAGAAUCUUUGUCGUUGCUGCUUUUUGAAGACUGGACACAUUAUCAUUUCAGAUUUUAUUUUAUUUUUUAUGUUUUUAAAGAACCAUAUCACUCAUUUAUUUUCAAGAUUUUUCCUAUUUAAACAUCAUGGGUUCAUCAUCUGUGAAAUAUUAUGAAUUAGGUAAAAAAACAAUGCACGAUGCGCACAUGUAAUAUUGCUGCACAUUUAAUAUCCAUCAUUUCUUUUUCAUUUAGUUACUGUACAGCGCUGAAGCAGCUUUUUCAAUGCACACAGAAAAGGGACUCCUCGUAUGAACUAUUUUAUUUCUAUACAGAUUUGUCGUUUGCUGGACUUCACUCUGAUCCUGUGGCAUUAUUAGCAAACGUGGCACUCCAUACACUUUAUCCUCAGUCCUCGUAGAUGUUAAACUGGAGGAGCAGCAGCCAAGCACCUUUUUCAAAGAGUUGUUUUCAGUAACAGAGAGAGAGUACGUAGAGAUGUAAAUAAUCAUUUGGGCCAUGAAAUCAUGAAAUGAAUUUACGAUGGUGUAACUGCUGUUUGACCCUUUUAGGCUUUAUGUUGCAGCUGUGGUACAGAUGCAGGGAAUAACUGUAACUCCUGAGCCCAGCAGAGGAGGAUACAACUGUAUUUUCAGGUGACAGUUUACAUUGACGUUGUACUACAUGCAUAUCAGCUACUUUUCUUCACACUAAUUUGUGCCAUGUUUAUGCUCCGUAAUGUUUCCUAAUCAGACCAGUCAACUUGGUUUGGAUGGCCAGGAACCAAUUUAAUAGUUUCGUUCUCUUAUUUGUAGACUAAAGAUUAGUUGAUGGAAGGUUUUGGUAAGGUUAAAUUUUAAAAGAAAAAAUGGCUUCAAUGAGCUUAGAAUUGAGGGAUUCCUGUGGACGAAUCUAUGAGGUUUAAUUUGUGCCUUAUGAUUUAGUACGUUUAUCCAGGCUCUUUCACACUGCUUCAGCUUUUAUUGUGAGUUUGCCUGGUCAUUAUCCCUGCUGCUGUGUCACUGUCCACUCUGGAGUUGUCUCAUAAAUUCACAUCGGGCACAGACGUGGGCCAAGAGCGGGAAAAAACACAAAGACAAAAAAAGGACGAGGACGGUAUCAAAGUAAAGGACAUGAAGACGAGACGUUUCAUCAUUAUAAUGUAGUCAGAAAAACAGAUGAGGAACUACUAACAACACAAAUCAUGAUGGACACGAUGCAGGGAUAAUGAAACAACAAUGACAAAGCAAAUGCAGAUCGAUGGCUAAGAUCAUGUGUUGUCAUGUCUUUAAAUAGGCCUGUUUGCUCUGGUGCACGUCACAGAUAAUCUACAGUUUUAUUAUGUCAAGGAAAAUACUCUGAAUCCUUUAUCUCACAUACCUGGUUUUCACUGGGCUCUUGUGUGACCUCUGCAGUGUUAGUUUGAAUUGUGAAAAAUGUUUUUAUGUAGUGUCAUUUUUGAUGUUACCACUAGGAGUCGCCAAAAUCCGAAAUUUAAAAAGAAAGUAACUUCAUGGAAACUAACUACUAAAUAUGUAAUGAGGUUUAAAAACGACAUAUAAAAUCACACUUUGGCACAAAUUAAACAUACACGUCUGUCAUAUUGAAACGUUAAUAUCAGAGUUAAUUAUGUGUUUUCUGUUGUUUAACGUAACAGUUUACUGCGUGUACAUGUUAGUUAUUCGUCACCACAAAAUACAGUUUUCUCGGAUGUCUGCCGCUGCUGGUCUCAGUAGUUAAACGUAUAAAGACUGAACACGUUUCCUUUGGUUUGUUACUCCCUUCUUCUCGCUUCGUACACGUUCAUGUUGUUUUGUUUGUGUUUCUGUGGGCAACAACUGUGCAUUCAAGUGCUGCUUUCUUUCCUUCCUAGAGAGAUUUUGUUUUGAUUCCCACUAGUCUUCACAGAGUCUCAAACAUGUACAAACAAAAAAAGAAAACACUUUUCAGAAAGUACUUUAAUAUUCACCCCACACACACACACACACACACACACACAGAUCUCCCCCUCUGACGUUGUACUAAUAAUAUGCACUCUUGUUAUUGUCGUCAUUCUUAUAUCAUCCUGCAUUUACGUACUGUAAUUUAGCGUGCAAUCAUGCCAUCUAGCUGAAAAAGGCCGAGUCGGCUUCUAUCAAUCAAGAGUUCCUUUGCACCUUCACGUGUACAAAAAAGAAAAGUCAAGAGGAAUCACAGGUUUUUAUUGAAUGCAGUUUUACGUUGUCAUUUUAACAGAAAGGUGCAUUUCACAGCAGAUAAAUGAACUGUACAAAGUAUUUAUGCAAUUAUAACUGGUUUUAGAUUUUUUUAAUGAUUAUUGCGAUUUCAGCAAGUUUUGUUACUUGUUGCAUGUCUAUUAACACAGCUGACUUUCUGUGUCAGUGCAUUGUACAUGUUCCCGGCAUUAUAUUAUCUUUUUUUUUGGUUGUUGUUGUUGGGUUUAUUAUUGUUUUGGGUUUUUUUUUCGGAGGCAUUGUCUGAUGAGUUGCCCCCGAGUGACCGAGCGUCAGGUCCGUGUAUAGAGCUGCAGAUUGUGUCCCCGACUCUGGGUGGACUUUUGUACUCUUUAUGGAAAAAAAGAGGACUAGAUGAGAGAAGAAGAAGAAGAAGAUAACGAUGAGGAAGAAGAAAAAAAAGAGAAAAUCUUGGAUUAUUUUGGUGGUCUUGUAUUAGACUGCAUUACUACAGUAUCUGGUGUGCAAUCUGUGAUAGCUGAAUGUUCCUUGUAUAUUUGUGUUCACUACAUCCUACAAGAGAAAAAACAGUAGAGUAACCCCCCGCCCCCCUUACAGAAACAAAAUGUUACAAUAAUGCAAUAGAUCUGGUACUUAUUCUUUUUAAUUUCAUUUCAAUAAAUAAUUGCUGUUUACCACCAAA